AUGUCUGAAUAACACUUAUAGGAGAGCAAAUUUACUUAUGUACAGUGUGUUUUAAUUUUAGAGUUCAAAUUUAGUGGUUUAGAGAGAACAUGGUGUUAGAACAGAUGAACCUUCCGGAGAGCCUGAAUCUUUAGUGGGUAAAAUCAAUCCCAGAUUGAUGGGUACUAAGGCAAUCAGAGAAAAACCAACUAAGGGAAAUAAAUAAUAAGGUUUGAAAUUAGAUAGGUAAGUCGAUAUUGAAGUUGAGGAGGGAAUAGGAAUGCCAACAUAUGAAAAUCUAUUGUACAUCCCAAAAACAAAAGAUAAUAGAUUACAUUAUGAAAAAUUAUUAGCGAUAGUAUAUGGGUUAUUUUAAGAACAAUCAUAAGAUGUUAUAAAGUCGAUUGUAGACGAAGUGCUGGCAAUAAUGAAGAGUGAGAAUUUGAAAGAUUCGGAGAAAAGACAAGAAGUAGAAGCUAUCAUAGGAAAAUUGUCAAAUGAACUAUUUUCGGAUAUUGUGUUGUCAACUAAGGCAAUAACUGAUUAUCAGCCUGAGGUUGGCUCAAAAGGAAAUGAUGAAAUGGAUUUGCCAUUGAAUUUGGAAGAGGAGUAAGAAUCUAGUGAUGUUGAUCAGAUUAUAGAGGAAGAGGAUGAGUGGGAAGAAUAAAAUGAAUAAGCAAUAAAAACUAAGUUUUAGGAGGAAUAAAACAGAAAUAAAUUGUUGGAUAUUGAUGGAUUUUGGCUAUAGAGAGAACUAUAGAAAAUUUACAAAGAUCCAAUAUAAGCAUAGCAGAUGGAGUAGACAGUAUUGGACAUAAUAAAAUUGCAAUCUGAUAUUGAAUGUGAAAAUCAACUUGUCUAACUUUUUGGUUAAGAAAAGUUUGAUUUGAUUAGAUUAUUACAUCAAAAUAGAUGUAAAAUCUAUUUUUGCACUUUAUUAAGCAGAGCUUAGCAUGUUGAAUAAAUACAAUAAAUUCAUUAGUAAAUGGAAUAGACUUAAGAAGGAAUGAGGUUGUUGAUAGAAUUGAAAAAGCAGAACAAAUACAAUAAAAAUACAACUCAAUUACAAAUAACAUAGGAAGAUAUUGAAUAGUUUGAGAAUAUAAGCAUAGUAGAUUAAGAUUUGUAAGGAAUAUCAAAGAAAGUUAUAGAUUUAGAACAAUUACAAUUUAUAUCUCAAGGCCACUUAAUGUCAAAUGAGAAAUGUCAUCUACCUCCUCGUUCUUUGAAAGUAAGUAAGAAAGGCUAUGAGGAAAUCUAUAUACCUGCACCAAAAUGUAAUAUAAGAAAAUCUACUCUGAUUUAGAUAAAUGAGAUGCCUGAAUUCGCAUAAUAAGCAUUCAGGGGUUUCAAAGAAUUAAAUACAAUUCAGAGUAUUGUUUAUGAAACAGCUCUUUUAAGUGAUGAGAAUAUGCUAAUUUGUGCUCCAACAGGUGCAGGUAAAACUAAUGUAGCACUCUUAACAAUGUUGUAAACUAUAGGUCAAUAUUAUGAGCAUGGCAUUGUGGAUAUUUAAAAAUUUAAAAUUAUCUAUAUAGCCCCAAUGAAGGCUUUGGUAAACGAAAUGGUACAUAAUUUCUAAAAUAGAUUAGAACCCUAUAACAUUAAAGUUGCUGAAGUAACAGGUGACACUCAUUUAACUAAACAUUAAUUAAAUGCCAUUCAAGUUUUGAUAGCAACACCUGAAAAAUGGGAUAUCUUAACACGUAAAACUUAAUAGAAUGACUUCAUUCAGUUAGUGAGAUUAGUAAUUAUUGAUGAAAUACACCUAUUGCAUGAUAGUCGAGGUCCUGUUAUUGAAUCAAUCAUAGCAAGGACAUUGAAAUCAAUGGAAGAAAGACAAGAGUAUGUGAGGAUAGUUGGAUUAUCAGCUACACUCCCAAAUUAUGCAGAUGUUGCCACUUUUAUAAGAGUUAAACAGUCAGGAGUGUUCUUUUUUGAUAAUUCCUUCAGGCCUGUUCCAUUAUAAUAACAAUACAUAGGAAUUAAUGAAAUGAAACCUAUCAGAAGAAUGCUCUUAAUGAAUGAGGUUUUAUAUGAGAAAGUCAUUGAAAGAAUUACUAAAUCAUAAAUCUUGGUCUUCGUCCAUUCUCGAAAAGAAACUGUUAAAACUGCUAAAACUCUUAAAGAAAUGGCUUUUUCGAAGGAUGAGUUAUCUAAUUUUAUUAAAGAGGAGAGUUCUUCCAAAAAAAUACUAGAGACUGUUAUUGCACAAGAAGACAUCAAAUCAUUAGAUUUGAAAGAAUUGCUAGCAAGUGGAAUAGGUAUACAUCAUGCAGGAUUAUGUAGAGGGGAUAGAGAUUUAGUGGAAAGUCUCUUUGAAAAAAAGAAUCUACAAAUAUUAAUAUCAACUUCAACAUUAGCUUGGGGAGUGAAUUUGCCUGCACAUACUGUUAUUAUUAAAGGAACACAAAUUUAUUCCCCUGAAUAAGGGAAGUGGAUCGAAUUAAGUCCCUAAGAUAUCUUGUAAAUGAUGGGUAGAGCAGGUAGACCUAGAUAUGAUACAUCUGGGGAAGGAAUAAUACUAACAACAUACUAAGAAUUAAAAUAUUACUUAUCUCUUUUGAAUAUGCAGUUACCGAUAGAAUCAUAAUUCAUCACUCAAUUAGCAGAUCAACUCAAUGCUGAAGUUGCCUAAGGAAAUAUAAAAAAUCUGAAGGAUGGCGUGAAUUGGUUGGCUUACACUUAUUUAUAUGUCAGAAUGCUCAGAAAUCCAACAUUAUAUAACAUACCAGAUUUUAAUAAUGAUUAGUAUUUAAUUAAAUAUCGUGCUGACCUUCUGCAUUCUGCUUCCCUGUUAUUAGAUAAGAAUAACUUGAUUACUUACGAUAAAAAGACUGGUAAUUUGGAAAGUACGAUUUUGGGUAAGAUUGCCAGCAAUUAUUACAUCAAAUACCCCAGUAUGUAGAUAUAUAAUCAACAUCUGAAGUAGAAUAUGGGCAUGAUAGAUAUAUUCAAAGUAUUUUCUUUAUCUUAUGAAUUCAAAUUAAUUCCAAUCAGAGAAGAAGAGAAAAUAGAAUUAUCUAAAUUAAUGAUGAGUGUACCUGUGCCCAUCAAAGGAUCCCCUGAAGAUCCUUCAACUAAAAUUAAUGUGCUCCUUUAAGCCUAUAUUAGCAGAUUGAAAUUAGAAGGAUACGCUUUGAAUUCAGAUAUGGUUUAUAUAACAUAAAGUGCAGGUAGAAUUAUGAGAGCAUUGUAUGAAAUAUGCUUACAUAAAGAGUGGGCUUAGAGUUCUUUGCAAUGUCUCUAAUUAUCUAAAAUGAUUGAAAAGCGAAUGUGGAAUUGCAUGACCCCCCUAAGAUAAUUUAAAGGAUUGCCAGAUGAUUUAUUAAGAAGAAUCGAAAAGAAGGAAGGAAUUACUUGGGAACAUCUUUAUGCAAUGUCGUCUUAAUAAUUAGGAGAAUUGAUUAGAUAUCAAAAUCAGAACAUGACUAAAUUGAUUCAUAAAUACAUUCACAAAUUUCCAAAAAUUGAAAUCUAAGCUUUUGCUUAGCCAAUAACUAGGUCCUGUCUUCGAAUAGAUCUGAUGCUAUCAUGUGACUUUUAAUGGGAUGAAAAACUUCAUGGAAGAUAAGAACCUUUCCACAUUUUUGUUCUGGAUUCUGAUGCUGAAAAAAUACUAUAUCAUGAACUAUUCCUAAUGAAAUAGAAAAAUCAAGAAAUGUAAUUUACACUCACAGUUGCAUUGUUUGAUGUCAUGCAUCCAAUAUAUUACAUCAAAGUCAUAUCAGAUAAGUGGAUAUCAUGCGAAACUGAGUAGCCUAUCCCUUUCAAAAAUCUUAUCCUGCCUCAACCAUUUAAUAGAUGUACUGAAUUGCUUCAAUUGACUCUGCUAUCUAUUGAUUAAAUUAAACAUUCAUAAAUCGAAAAUAUUCUAGCUAAGAAAAUAAUGCAUAAUAGAUACUUUGAUUAGAUUCAGACUUAAGUAUUUCAAAAUUUAUAUCAAUCGAAUGAUAAUAUCUACAUUGGAUCAUCAACCUAUUAAUCAAAAAGCAUAUUACCAUUCCUAGCUAUUUUGCAAAUGAUCAAUAAUUUUAAAGGUUUUAAAGCAAUCUAUAUCUCAUCUAUCAAUUGUGAAGUUAAGUUUAAUUAAUUUAUUUAAUUAUUUACUAAGACACUAUCAUUAAAAAUAGGCUAACUAACCGGGUAAUUUUAAACAGACAACAAAAUCUUGGAAUAAUCUGAUAUUAUCAUUUCAAAUCCAGUUAAUUGGGAUAUAAUGAGUAGAAGAUGGCGAUCUAAAAAAGGAUUUAAAAGUAUAAGAUUAUUGAUAGCUGAUGAUUUACACACUCUCAAUCAAUCUGGAAGUGUUAUGGAAGUUGUUGUGUCAAGAAUGAGAAUGAUAUCAAUGGAAAUUCCUUUUAGAAUUGUUGGUUUAUCACUAUCUGUUGCAGAUUAUAAAGAAAUGAGCGAAUGGUUAGGUAGUAAACACACAUUCAACUUCUCACCUGUUAUUAGACCUAAUAAUAUCUAAAUCUAGAUUAGUUCUUUCGAUCAAUGCUAGAGACCAUUAAGAAUAUAAGCAAUGAUCAAAUAAUUAAAAACUAGCUUAUCUCCAUCAGAACUAAACAUAAUCUACGUUUCUGAUAGAAAAUAAGCAAGAGUCUGUGCCUUAGAACUCAUGAUCAACAAUGAUUAUUAAUUAUCUGGAUUCUAAAUUAAAGAAGACUAAUAUCUUUAGCACACUCUUUAAGCAUCUGUCGGAUUCUUAUAUGAAUGUAUGGAUCCUUAAGAUGAAAGUGAAGUUUUAAAGUUCAUUUAAUUAAACGAAUUGAAGAUCGUGGUUCUUCCAUACAAGCAAGCCUUACAUUAUAAUUUAAAAGGAUAUGUCUUUAUUUUGGACAAUCAAAAAUACGACGGCAUUGAAAAAAGAUAUGUAGAUUAUACGAUUGCAGAAAUGUUAGAAAUGGUAGAAAGUACAACAACUUAAUGCCAUAUCCUAACAUACACUCCUAGGAAGGAAUACUAUAAGAAAUUUUUAUAUGAACCAAUGCCAAUUGAAUCCCAUUUAAAUCACCAUUUAGCCAAUCAUUUGAAUGCUGAAAUAGUGGCAAAGAAUAUUCACAACACUCAAGAUUGUAUUGAUUGGAUAACUUGGACAUUUAUGUAUAGAAGAUUAACAUAAAAUCCAAAUUACUACAAUCUUCAUGAAGUUAAUGGAGUAGCCAUUAAUAAUUAUCUCAGUGAACUUAUUGAAACUACAAUCGAUGAACUACAUGAAAGUAAAUGCAUUGCAGUAGAAGAGGAUAAUGAAUUAGAAGCCAUAAACUCUGGAAUUAUAGCAAAUUACUAUUAUAUCAACGUUGAAACUGUUAAGAAUUUCUCUGAUAAAAUUAAUUCUAACUCAAAAUUAAGAGACCUCCUUUUCAUUUUAUCUGAAGCAAAAGAAUUCGAAGUACUUAAUAUUAGGAACGGAGAAGAAAAUCUGCUUGCAUAAUUACUCUCCAAGAUUCCUUAUUAACCAACCAAUCCAAAAUUGAAUGAACCAAACACUAAGGCAUUAAUACUGUUAUAAGCUCAUUUAUCUAGAAUUAAAUUAAAUUCAGAUCUCAAAUCAGAUCUUAAUAUUUUAGAAUUGGCUAUUAGGUUGAGCACUGCAAUGGUGGAUAUAGCUUCAUCCAACUUAUGGCUUAAACCUGCUAUUCUCUCCAUGUAAAUCUGUUAAAUGAUUGUCUAAAGUCUUUGGAUUGAUUAAGACAGUGUCCUACUAUAAUUGCCUUAUUUUGACUAAAAUACAAUUUAAAUACUUAAAGAAAGAAAUGUUUAAGAUUGGGCAGACUUUUUUGAUAUGCAAGAAUCCGAUAGAACCUUAAUUUUGUCAAACUUUGCAUCAAGUUAAGUUGAGGAAAUAGCUUAAGCUGGAAACAGGUAUUUAUUUUCUUUUAAUUUAGAAUACCUUCUGUUGAAAUUACUGAUAUCAUAUCGGAUCCUUAAGUUAUAUAAGGAGAAGUUUUUCAUGUCUAAGUUAUUUUGACAAGGCAAGAUAACAUAUACACUGAUUAUGUCAUUGCUCCAAAUUAUCCUAAACCAAAAGAAGAAUAAUGGUGGGUAUUGUGUGCUGAUCGAAAAUCAAAUAGAUUAUUUGGUAACAAAAAGGUCUCUUUUUAAACAAAUAUUAAAGUAGAUCUGAGAUUUUAAGCUCCAGAAGCUGGUGAUUAUGAUUUGACUAUCUAUGCUAUUUGUGACUCCUAUAUUGGUGUAGAUACGACAUCUCAAUUUCGAUUAACUGUUAGUCCUAUCAUUGAAUAAGAAUAAGAAUAAUGAG
Paramecium octaurelia is the source of this 6244-nucleotide messenger RNA. Lineage: Eukaryota; Ciliophora; Oligohymenophorea; Peniculida; Parameciidae. The record is from the annotation of a GenBank genome assembly.